Molecule: messenger RNA, 710 nt
Organism: Oncorhynchus mykiss (rainbow trout)
Lineage: Eukaryota; Metazoa; Chordata; Actinopteri; Salmoniformes; Salmonidae
Source: RefSeq, a predicted model, not a curated record
AUGUUAGCUGAGCUGGUGGAGAAACUGAGGAAGAGAGGACUCCAGGCUGCUCCCCCUCCUGCUCUGUGCUAUGCUGGACCUGGAGAUGUGGUGUGUCAGCUCACACUGGACCCAAACACAGCACACAGACACCUCUCUCUGUCUGAAGGGAACAGAAAGGUGACCGAUACACGCAAAUUCCAACCAUAUCCUGUCCAUCCAGACAGAUUCACCAACUGGUACCAGGUUCUGUGUAGAGAGGGUCUGUCUGGACGCUGUUACUGGGAGGUGGAGAGGACUGGUGGUGUUGUUGAUACAUCAGUCUCAUAUAAAGACAUCAGCAGAACAGAGAGAGGUAAUGAUGGUGGAUUUGGAUACAAUAACAAGUCCUGGAGUUUACAGUGCUAUAGUGAUGGUUAUUGUUUCAGACACAAUAAUGUUGAGACUAAAGUCUCAGGCCCUCAGUCCUCCAGAGUAGGAGUGUACCUGGAUCACAAGGCAGGUACUCUGUCCUUCUACAGUGUCUCUGACACAAUGACCCUCCUCCACAGAGUCCAGACCACAUUCACUCAGCCCCUCUAUCCUGGGUUUGGUCUCUCUGGUUCUGCUGAGCUGGUUAAACUGUAGUAGGGUCCACAUAGAUACUAGUCAUGCUGGUGUAGUCUAUAGCUGAGCUGGUUAAACUGUAGUAGGGUCCACAUAGAUACUAGUCAUGCUGGUGUAGUCUAUAG